Molecule: messenger RNA, 1398 nt
Organism: Penicillium maclennaniae
Lineage: Eukaryota; Fungi; Ascomycota; Eurotiomycetes; Eurotiales; Aspergillaceae
Exons: 3
Coding region: 1-1398 (465 amino acids)
Source: RefSeq, a predicted model, not a curated record
AUGAUCGAACAAGAAUAUCCAGAACCUUAUGCGCGAAACACUCACGACCGACGGUGGCCUCCUCCUCCUCCCGCCCCGCCUGCCGGCUACGCCCAGAGCGCUUCUUCGGGUCCAUCCUUCAACGCCUAUCCACCGGCACCUGGACAUGCUCCCUACCCACAUGCUAACGGCCCUUUGCCGGGCGAUCAACUUAUCCGCUUCGGUCAUGCCAACCCAGCCGGUCAGCCAUAUGGCCCGGGUCAUGGUCCCUUUCCCUACGGCGCUCAGCUAACAGCAUCCGGCGCUCCUAUGUACCCUCCAUAUUUUGCGCAAGACCAAGCACACCGACAUCCUCGCCCACCGCCCCAGCCACGAAUUGAUCCGCACAACCCCCCUCAACCUCCUAUGCAUCCCAUGGGCGGUCAUGGCCCUUCGCCCUACGCGGCUUCCCCUUUCCACCACGAGAUGAUGUCCUAUGCCCCCAAUGGCUUUUAUAAUUAUCGCGAUCCCUAUUCCCUCGUUCAAGGCAUGAUACCGCCGUCUUAUUUCCCUUCAUAUCCUCAAGUACCGUCUCCAUCUCAACCAGAGGCCGCCUCCCCACCAGCACCGACCCCAGCUCCUGCUCCCACUCCUGCUCCUGCUCCUGCACCUCCGCCCGCGGAUGCUGCGAAGGAUGAAGCGAUCGCGCGUCUGGAGAAAUUGAUCUUGGACGACCGCACGGAACGCGAAAAUAAGGAAGCAGCCCGUCUAGCUGCGAUCGAGCGUGAGGCCGCCGAGGCCGCGGCUAAAGCGCAGCAGCUUGCACACGACCGCAAGAUUGCCGAGGAGGCUGCUAUGCUUGCUCGCGCGGAUGCGGAGAAAAAGGCUGCCGAGGACGCAGCCAAGGCUAAAGAAGAAGCAGAGAAAGCUGCUGCCGCCGCCGCCGCAGAAGCCGCUGCUGCGGCCACGGCUGCGGCAGCGGAAGCGGCGGCAACAGCGUCGGCAACAGCCGCUGCAGCUGCAGCAGAUGCUUCGAGCAAGCCUGCCCCAGAGAAGAAAAAGCCAAUCAAAUUCAAAGAUGCGGUCGGCCGAAAGUUCAGCUUUCCCUUUGAGCUGUGCAGCACUUGGCAGGGGAUGGAAGACCUAAUCAAACAAGCCUUCCUUCAUAUUGAGGUCAUUGGACCUCAUGUCGCGGAGGGGCACUAUGAUCUUGUCGGGCCCAAUGGCGAUAUCAUUCUACCCCAGGUUUGGGAGACGGUAGUCGAGCCCGAUUGGACAAUCACCAUGCACAUGUGGCCGAUUCCAGAGAAGCCUAAGGAGCCCGAUCCCCCUCCUGCGGCUGAUCCGCCUCCUACAAAGCCGGAUGCUCCUCCAGCUGCACCGGAGAAGAAGAAAGAAGGUACGUUUCGAUCCUUCCCUUGGAGCAGUGACACCUGCUGA